CGGGGCGACACACCGGAGCAAAGAGUGUCGACAAGCAAACAGAAGAAGCAAUAACAUGGUGAUCUGUGGUCGAGGGUGUCAAAGCUCACAGCAGUGGGGGAUGGAGGGACGCGUGACGUCAUCACAGUGAGAGAGCGCCUGUCGCAUGGCCAACCGAGCGUCAGUCAUGCUCUCGACUCCGGUGAGAGCGUAUGUUCUAGCGUUCAGCGACGUGCGAUUGUUUUACACCUGAAUGGCCCUAGCCAUCCGGAUUCUUAGUUCGUUCUUCGUUAUCAAGUGGCUGUAGAGUGACCGGUAGUGUUAAAAGUCGCAAAAUGUUGAGUUCGCCCAGCAAUCAAUAUCUUCGACCCGAGUACUUAACACCGCUGCCCACGACGCUGGAUGCGAAGAAGAGUCCGUUAGCGCUUUUGGCCCAAACUUGUAGCCAAAUCGGUGCGGAUGCCCCCAAUUCCAAGUUGCUUCAAAGCGCGGAAAAAUCCUCCAAGUCGAGCAAGUUGGAUGCACCUAAAGAAAAAAACACAAAUGUGACGGAGUUGCACCACAAAUCCACAAACAACGGUUUGCCGAGGGAAAAGUCCAGGUCUCCUGAGGAAAGAUCCAGUUCGGCUUCCACAGGAAGCCGCGUUCGCACUCCUUCGACUUCAAAGAGUACUCACUCGGGUUCUGCAAGUGGUCGAUGUGCUAGUAAUCAAAGCGCGACUUCGCCUCGAGCUUCACCUUCGGCGGCUUCCGAGCGCAAAACCCCAGCGAGUGACGGGAUUAGUGGUGACCAAAAUAAUUCCAAAUCGAGCGAACGGGGAAGUCCUUCAACCCCCGUUUCUUCUUCGGCGAAGACCGCCUUCACCCCGAAUAUUCUAACAUCCUCGUCGGACCCAGCCAUCAAGGAUCUACCACUCGGAACCUUCAAACCCGGUGUUCCUGUGUCUUCGGCGUUCCUUCCCGGCUACCCCGGAUUUCCUCUCCCCAUGGAUUUGAUGACCAACAGCUUGAUGUCGCAGCACCACGCCCUCAAAGCUGGAGGUUUGAGUCCCUACCUCAACUACGGGAGGAUAAAGACGGACUCGUUGCCCUCGGUGUGCAGAGACCCUUAUUGCACCGGAUGCGGCGUGAGCUCGCACCUUUUGGGGAAGACGUCCGCGGCUUGUCCGGCCGGGUGCAGCCAGUGCGACCACACCAAGCCGCCCACCUCCACGGCGUAUCUCGGGCAUAAUCCGGCGGCGGCCGCCUAUGCCCAUGCCCAGCUGGCGGCGCUGGCCGCCGCCUCCCACUUGCCCUACGUCUGCAACUGGAUCUCGGGGGACGCGGCCUAUUGUGGUAAACGGUUCUCUAGUUCCGAGGAACUGUUGUCCCACUUGAGGACUCAUACUAGUGUGAGCGUGUCCGAGAGUUCUGCACUGUCGAUGUUGAGUUCUUCGAGUUUGCCGCCCACGCACCCGUUGUUGCAUAGGACGUACCCGACGCCGCCUCUCAGUCCUCUGGCGACGGCGAGGUAUCACCCGUACAGUAAGCCGUCCCUGCUGCCGCCCUCGCUCACUUCCUCGCUGUCGGGGUUCCCGUUGAGUCACCCCGGACUGCCACCUUACUUGUCGCCUUAUUCGCUAUACGGCCCCCGGCUGGGGGCGGCUCCAGGCAUGCACCCGUAAAAGAAUCUUGUUCCAAGCCAAAUCUUGAAGCUGUGUUACGAUUGACUUUUCGACUAGUCGCACGAGAUUACCUGAUGGACUCGGAUAUCUGUCUCGGAAGUGUUUCUGUGUGGACGUGACUGUGUGAUAUUAUUUUUAAUAUGUACAUUCGUAAGAGCUGAUUCGUUUUUUGUAAAUAAUCCGGGGUUGCCCUAUAUUAUGUAAAUUUGUGUACAGGAUCUCAGUUUUAUUUAUUGCAUUGUUAGCACGAUCACUUGACGUCACGAUUGUAUACUCAUGAUUUUCGACCUUUUUUCGAAGUGCGUAAUGUUUCGUCGUCUGUGUACAAUAAUAUUCUUGUACAAAUUGUUCUACUCAUAUCAUUGUGUAAUUUUUUUCAAAUUUUCUUAAGCUGUUUUAUUGUUAACGAUUUUUAAAAUGUGUUAUUUUAUUUCUUUAUUUUAAAAGAGUAAAUUGCUGAAAUCUG
Messenger RNA from Zophobas morio, 2109 nucleotides. RefSeq names its product zinc finger protein Elbow. The coding region runs from base 315 to 1643 and encodes 442 amino acids. Lineage: Eukaryota; Metazoa; Arthropoda; Insecta; Coleoptera; Tenebrionidae. The record is from RefSeq and is a predicted model, not a curated record. Gene Ontology annotation, cellular component: nucleus. The transcript is spliced from 2 exons. Gene Ontology annotation, biological process: negative regulation of DNA-templated transcription.